Molecule: messenger RNA, 1752 nt
Organism: Engraulis encrasicolus (European anchovy)
Lineage: Eukaryota; Metazoa; Chordata; Actinopteri; Clupeiformes; Engraulidae
Product: interferon-induced protein with tetratricopeptide repeats 5-like
Exons: 5
Coding region: 44-1441 (465 amino acids)
Biological process (GO): defense response to virus
Cellular component (GO): cytosol
Molecular function (GO): protein binding
Source: RefSeq, a predicted model, not a curated record
CUUUCACACUGAUCACACCGUCCAGCAGAAGACCAGAAGGAAAAUGAGCAAAAACCAGACAACGGGUGGCGAUGACCUAAAGGACCUGGAGUGUCUCUUCACGUGGGACGUGGACAAAGAUGACAUCAACGACCUGAAGGGCGUCCCGGAGAAGCUGGAGGACCGCGUCAAGUACUGUCCUAGCCGCUACCACGCCACGUACUUCAACAUCCUGGCAUUUGUCAGCCACCUGCAGGGCAAGGACAAAGCUGCCAUUGCGAACCUGAAGAAGUCUCUGGUCGUGCUGGAGGAGGAGCAGAGGGAUGAGGUGGACUUCCUGGUCACCUACUCCAGCUUCGCAUGGCUGCACCAUCACCACGGCAACCUGGAAUCCAUGGAGACUUACCUGGGGAAAAUCAGAAGUAUACAGGCUCCUACAGAGGUCAUCGUGGAGGAGGAGAAAGGCUGGAGCCUCCUGAGACUGGGCGGCAAGUUCUAUCCGAGGUCGAGGGAGAGCUUCGAGAAGGUUUUAAAAGCCAAGCCCGACAGUCUGUCCUGCAAUGUGGGCUACGCGGUGGUUCUUUACCGUCAGGAGGAGAUUGUAAGGACGGGUGACCCCAUCAAGCCAGAGGACAGCGCUGCCGCCCAGCAACUCAAGAAAGCUUUGGAACUCGACCCCACCGAUGCUGAGGUGAUGGUCCUCUUAGCUCUCAAGCUGCAGCGCUUCCAACCUGGUAAAUCCAGAGAGCUCAUACGCAAGGCUGUCAUCCAGUCUGCAGACAUUCCCCAAGUUACCAGGUAUGCCGCCACGUACUUCAGGAGAGACGGAUCCACCAAAGAGUCCCUGGAGAUCCUGGAGGAGGCCUCCCAGAGAGCUCCCAACUCCAGCUUCCUCUACCACCAGAUGGGCCUGUGCCACUGGCAGAACAUGAUCAACAUGAAGAAACUCGGCGGCCAGAGGGCCGGCCAUGCGCAGGUCAACGCAGCCGUUGCCGAAAGCGUGCGCCUCUUCCGCAAGACUGUGGAGCUGAAGCCGUCAAACACCUACGCCUGGGUGCACCUGGCCGAGGCCUACUCGGAGAGCCAACAGCUGAGGCAGGCGGAGCCUAUUUUCACCAGGCUGCUGUCGGACAACGGCCUGUCCGACGCCGAGCGGCAACACUGCCACUCCAAGUACGGUCUGUUCCUGAUGUUCAAGAAGAAGGAUGACGACAAGGCCAUCGAGCAGCUGAAGAAGGCGUAUGCGAUCAGGAUCGAAAGCAAAGACAGAACCCAGGCGCGAGACAAACUUCAGAAGCUAGCGAGCCGUAGAUCCAGAUGGAGGAACCGCGAGGAAGACAUCUUGGAUUUCAUCUCCUCAGUAGACAGGCGGGAUAGGCCGCCCAUCAGCUCUGCAGCAGAUGUAAACAUCAACAGGCUGGCUGACAGUUUUAAAACAGGCUUGAUUGUAAAACAGGCUUGAUAGUUAUUUCUUAGAGAUAUUUCUAAGCCUCUUAGCCCAUAGGCCUAUUAGUUUACUUUACCUCUCAAAAACUGCUGACUGGUUUAGGGAUGAUCAACUACUUUUCAUAUAGGCUGCUGCAAUAAACAGCAUUGUUACAAGGAACUGUAUUAGAUUCUGAACCUGAAUGUAUUUCACUUUUAUGAUCAUUAGAAUUAGGCUAAAAUACAGAGCAAACAAAGCUGUUACACGUUGAUAACAAUGAAACAUCUAGGCUUAUAUCCAGGGCCUAUCAUAAAGGUAGAGUGUGUUCAUUUCAUCCUGCAUUAAAA